Molecule: messenger RNA, 966 nt
Organism: Ornithodoros turicata
Lineage: Eukaryota; Metazoa; Arthropoda; Arachnida; Ixodida; Argasidae
Exons: 2
Coding region: 1-966 (321 amino acids)
Source: RefSeq, a predicted model, not a curated record
AUGUCUCCUUUUGUAAUAGCGAAAGCACUCGAACAGCUCAUCGGUAAAAAAAACAAUGCCAAGAAACUGGGUUCUGGAGAUAUCCAAGUGCACGUUGAAAAGCGAGAGCAAAACAGUGCACUUUUUUCACUGACAAGCAUCAAUGGGAUAUCUGUCACUGUAAGUUCACACCGGAGUUUGAACAUUGUUAAAGGAAUAAUUUCUGAGAGCGACCUUCUUGACUGUUCGGAAUCGGAACUCCAAGAAGACCUACAACAGCAUGGCGUUGUAGCCGUGAAGCGAAUAGUCAUGCGUAGGGAUGGGAAACAAAUCCCAACAAAGCACGUCAUUCUUACUUUCAAGCUCCACAAGCUGCCAGAAACAAUCAAAGCCAGUUACCUCAGUUGCAAUGUGGGGGCUUACAUCCCAAAUCCGAGUCGCUGUUACAAGUGCCAGCGGUUUGGCCACGGCUCUCAGGUCAUGUCCUUUUGGAAGGAGGAGAAACAGAUCCUAAAAAUGAAAACUGAGCAAAAUUUCACGUACGGUGUAGCAAAGGCACAAUUGGCGUUCCAAAAGAAAGGAACCUUCUCUGAUGUGGUGCGCAGGGGAGUGGCACCACUCAGAGUAUCGCUGGAGACCCAGACCUCUGGGACUCGCCUCCACACUCCCCAACACAAAGAGAGGGACACUGAGGGUUCUCCCUCGGUGGCCUCUCCAACGAACAGCCAGGAAGAUGCAAUGUUAACCUCAGAGGAGGUUGUUGCAUCCCCCUCUGUUUGGGACGGGAUUGCCAAGGGCCUGUCUCAAAACACAAGUCAGAGCAUGGAUCUCGAUGACGACGACUGCUGCUCGCAGAAGUCUUCUUCGAGUCUACCAAGUCUUCCCUUGGGCAAAGAACAGAGGAGGAGAAAAGCUGGCCGAGGACGAGGAGGGAAAGCCAAGGAACAACAACAAAGGGUUCCUCCACCGAGAAUACAAGCUCCUUAA